Molecule: messenger RNA, 691 nt
Organism: Pan troglodytes (chimpanzee)
Lineage: Eukaryota; Metazoa; Chordata; Mammalia; Primates; Hominidae
Product: myosin regulatory light chain 10-like
Exons: 5
Coding region: 71-499 (142 amino acids)
Source: RefSeq, a predicted model, not a curated record
CCAGUCCUGACUGGAGCAGUGUGACUCAAGAGAUAGACUAGUGCUAUUGUGCUGCCCUUUCCACCUCAUAAUGCUGUUAGAGGCUGUGUCCCACCAACACAAGAGAGUGCACCAAGCAAGAAGAAGAUGUGAGACCCACGAGACAGAGAAUCUAAACCCAGAGAUGGGCAAAGGCAGUUCAGGGAUGACAGCCAAAGGAGGUCUCAAGAUGGCAGCUGCCAAUAGUUGGCAGUCAUCCAUAAUCUCAGGAGAAGACAGCAAACUGGCCAAAAAGCAAAAGCAGAUGAGUCUCAUCCUGUUGCCCAGGCUGCAGUGCAGUGGCACCACCUCAGCUCACUGCAACCUCCACCUUCCGGGUUCAAGGGAUUCUCGUGCCUCAGUCUCCCAAGUAGCUGGGAUUACAGAAUACAGAGUAGGAGCCCCUCCACUCCCUUCUCCCUUACAGAAAGAAGACCAAGUUGGUAUGUACUGUAACAUGCUUACCUCAUCCUGGUUAUGACUGAAGUCCUAUAAGCUUCAACUAAUUUAAGCAACAAUCUGGUGACCAACAGAAGACUGUGUCUGAACCAGGUAGCAUUUGCUAGAAGAGCUUCAAAGAAGAUUGUCCCAGAGAUCCCUACCAAUAGUCUCGUGCACACAGUAUGUGUUCAUUAGAUAUUCUGUACAGCUGUUAAAUUGUAGGUAACUAUAA